Ruditapes philippinarum (Manila clam) is the source of this 1160-nucleotide messenger RNA. Its product is annotated as muscarinic acetylcholine receptor M4-like. Gene Ontology annotation, biological process: adenylate cyclase-activating adrenergic receptor signaling pathway. Bases 1 to 1140 code for a protein of 379 amino acids. The record is from RefSeq and is a predicted model, not a curated record. NCBI's taxonomy places the organism in Eukaryota, Metazoa, Mollusca, Bivalvia, Venerida, Veneridae. The transcript is spliced from 3 exons. Gene Ontology annotation, cellular component: membrane. Gene Ontology annotation, molecular function: G protein-coupled receptor activity.
AUGGAUGACGAAUUCCAAAACUGUUCUAAUACAUCCAAUAGAUUUAUUUCAACUAAAGUAGUUAUAACUUGGAAUAAGAUAUUCGUGGCUGUUAUUUUAUACGCAAUUACAUUUGCAACUAUAUUCGGAAACGUGCUUGUGUUGAUAGCUGUAAAAAUGAAUAAAAAGUUGCAGACGACUUUUAAUUAUUAUAUAGUAAAUUUGGCGAUUACUGACGUAGCUGUUGCCGUGACUGCGAUGAGUUUUAUGGCUACACAUACUGUCCUAGGAUAUUGGCCUUUUGGAGAAGCUCUUUGCGCCGUUUGGAUAUUUUUCGAUUAUGGUAUGACAUUUGUGUCGGUGUUCACUUUAAACCUGAUAUCAGUGGACAGGUUUUGGUGUAUGAAAUGGAGUGUACACUACAGACAACAUCAUACAAAACGGAAAGGCAUCAUCUCAAUUGUAUUUGUCUGGGUGUUUAUGCUGAUCCUGUGGGUUCCACCAUGGCUAAUGGAUAGACUUAGACAUAGCAAACCGGGAGAAUGUUUUUGGGAUCCAUCAUUAAACAAAGAGUUUGUCUUUAUCUUGGCAUUACUGGGGCAUCAUGUUCCUUUUUGCAUUAUGAUUGUGAGUUAUAUUUACGUGUUUUCUUUCAUGCGUAAAAGGUCAGAAUGUAAAAACGCCAAUCGUUGUCAUACAAAAUCAACUGUAAUUAUCGAAAGACCAGAAAAAUGUGAAAAUGCCUCGAAAAAAUGUUCUUCAGCGACACCACCGGAUGAUUCAAAAGGAAGUCUAGAACAGCAAGUUUUACCGCCUCUAAUACCUUGUGCAAAUGGUGCAAAUAAUCUUGCUACUGUUCAUAUUCUUCAAAAGACUAAUACGCUGGGAAAAGACGUUCAGGAGGCUCGUCGUAAAAGUAGGUUUACUCGUGACAAAAGGUUAUUUGUAAUAAUGACCUAUAUCAUAUUAGGAUAUAGUAUUUUAUGGCUGCCUUUUCAUAUUGUGUUUGACGUAAGCAUUGCUUAUCCCGGUUGGGUGUCGAAGGGCGUAUUAAACAUAUUAUUCUGGAUGACGUAUUUUAAUUCAACGAUAAAUCCGAUAUUGUAUAACUUUAGCUGCAUCGAGUUUAGAAAGACGUUUCGAAAGAUUUUGAUUACGUAAGUGAGUUUUGAUAAUUUUUA